CAUUUCGCCUAUCUCCCCCCUCCCCCCCUUUCUAACCCCCGUAUGAAUCAUGAGUCUAUUUUCAACAUGACUCGACGUCAGACUCUAAUCGCUCGUUCGAUAGUUUAUACCAUUCUUACCGCAAGGGAGGAUGGUAAGCCUGCCCGGAAACCUACUCUCUUGAAGAGAGCUCUUCGUCUUUUUUAUAUGUAUUGGUUAACCUUUCGGCUGGCACGGGAGGAUAUAUUCAGAACUCUGCGCCGUGUAUGGAUGGUCGACGAGGAUGACUACAAAGCAAGUUUCAACGUUAGGAAACAGAGCAACACGAAGAAUAAAGAAGUAUUAAUACCUAUGGGCGAUAAGGGCUACAGCGGCUCGACCUUCUUCCGCACUAACGACGGCGCGUAUCUGGUCAAAUCUAUCCCUCGAUAUUUCGAGCACGACUUCUUCAAGAACGAUAUGCUUAUACCUUACGCCGACCACAUGCGUGCCAACCGUUCCAGUUUACUCGUGCACAUCACCAAUUUCUUAGAAAGCGCGCACAAGAGCAUUGGCACGCUACUCGGCCUCGCACCAAGCCACCACAUCGUCAUGGAAAAUAUCAUGUACGGACAAGACCAAGACCAAGACCAAGACCAGGACCAAGAAUCGCACAACGGUCCCAAACCGCCGAAAUGGGAAUCGUGGGAUCUCAAACCUAGCUCCUAUUUCUUCCCCGAGAGAGAUAUCGCCGGAGGUGCCUUGACUUCCCAGGCGACCAAGUCGAAGCUCGCCGACGAAUUUAACGAAAAGAUUUGGCUCACCGAAGCGCAAGCCACCGAGUUUCAACGCCAAUUAGAAAACGAUACUUUAUUCCUCGCUCACUGCAACGCCGUCGAUUAUUCGCUCUUCCUCGUCCGCAUAUCCGCACCAGACGCUCCGACGACCGAACCAGAACCCCCCCUAAUCCAAUUGGAAGAGACUGGCACCGAGCCUAGCCCCCCAUUUGCGCUGCCGAGUCCGCCGAGUUGGCGCACGGGGAUCGUAUCGAGCGACGGCAAGGAGGUGUACCGCGCUGCCGUGUUGGAUUUCUUCUGGGCCACGCACACGGUCCAUGCGAAGGCGAUGACGACGUUGGUCCAGGGUUACAACCUCAUCGACAACCAAGGGCCGAUGAGCAUCACGACAGAUAGCAGGGAGUACCGGAGCAGGUUUUUAGAUAUGUGUAGGGAGCUCGUGGAAGUACAGAGUUGAUAAAUUCGGGCGGUUAUUUCGAAGAGUUGAUUUACUAGGUUAGAUGCCUCUGACAUAUACACGGCGGCGUUUUUUAUUUUGUAUGCAGAGCGGGAAUUGGUUAUCGUG
Molecule: messenger RNA, 1320 nt
Organism: Daldinia caldariorum
Lineage: Eukaryota; Fungi; Ascomycota; Sordariomycetes; Xylariales; Hypoxylaceae
Product: SAICAR synthase-like protein
Exons: 1
Coding region: 43-1212 (389 amino acids)
Biological process (GO): phosphatidylinositol metabolic process
Molecular function (GO): phosphatidylinositol kinase activity
Source: RefSeq, a predicted model, not a curated record